Messenger RNA from Aspergillus neoniger CBS 115656, 822 nucleotides. Its product is annotated as ceramidase. The record is from RefSeq and is a predicted model, not a curated record. Gene Ontology annotation, cellular component: endoplasmic reticulum membrane. Bases 1 to 822 code for a protein of 273 amino acids. Gene Ontology annotation, biological process: ceramide catabolic process; ceramide biosynthetic process. The transcript has 6 exons. Lineage: Eukaryota; Fungi; Ascomycota; Eurotiomycetes; Eurotiales; Aspergillaceae.
AUGGCAUCUGAAAGUCCCUAUUGGGGCCUAUCUACUUCACAUGCUAAGUUAGACUACGUGGUGACCAGAUACGUCGCCGAGUUUAUCAAUACCCUAAUCAAUCUUGUGUACAUAUUCUACGCAAUAUACGGAAUUGUCCAUCUUCGUCGACAUUCGAAUAAGGAUGUCUUCCGCGCCCUUCCCUACUGGGGCUUGAUGGGCGUUGGUAUCGCUUCUGCAGCUUUUCACAUGAACCUCAAGUACCAUACUCAGAUGAUGGACGAUGUAUCCAUGCAUCUCACCACAACCCCAGUUCUCCACCGCGUCAUGACAGUGAACACCAGUCGCAGAACCUCGAUUAUCCUAGCUUUUCUGCUGGGUGCAGCUCUUAUAGGACUCAUAACACACCAUGCACUGACAGAUGAGCUACUCUUACAUUCCGUCACGUUCGUGGUCAGCGUGACGAUCAUUGAAGUCCGGACAAUGCAGUUGAUCACCACGCGAACGCCAAAGGAUUCUCUCGCUCGACGCCAGAUCUGGGGUGCUAUAUUUGAGCUGGGAUUCCUCGUCUGGCUAGUUGAUGGGUGGAUUUGCGAAUGGCUGAGGAGCUGGCGGGCGACUAUUGGCCUACCGUGGGCUUUUCUGCUGGAACUACAUGGGUGGUGGCAUAUCUGCACCGGAAUUGGCGCUUACAUAUUCAUCGCGGUGAUUGAUCACCUAGUGUCGGGUGAAGAUGUUGGAGCCAUUGAGGGCUCAUUCGCCUGGCCCGCACCUUGGGCUUCUCGUUCUAUUUUUGCGGAAGGUUCAGCCCUGGGUGUCACGCCGGAUCUCAAGACAGACUGA